CACUGCGGCCCCCGCAGCGCCGGACGCUAGUUGCGCGCUCCCAGGCGCCGAGCGGCCCCGGGCACGCGCGCGCGCCACCGGCCCGGCAGGUGGGUCACGGCGCCCACGCCGCCUCUCCUGCCCGCGAGACCCUGGGCCGUGGGCUCCGCAGCCCGCCCUGUGCCUCCGCGAGGGGCGUUCCGGGAGCAGGGGGAGCGGCCGAGGGCUGGAGACCCUAAAGGCGCCUCCUGUGACCAGAGGGGAGCCUCCGGCGGGAGCCACCUCUCGGGGGCGCAUCAUCCUGCCCCCCCGUAAGAGGAAGGCUCCAGAAUGGAGCUCAGGAAUUAGGAGUCUCGAGUGCUGUCCUUAUUCCCAGCCCAGUCAAGAGCUACCGGGGCUGGCUAGUCAUGGGGGAGCCCAGUAGAGAGGAGUAUAAAAUCCAGUCCUUUGAUGCAGAGACCCAGCAGCUGCUGAAGACAGCACUCAAAGAUCCGGGUGCUGUGGACUUGGAGAAAGUGGCCAAUGUGAUUGUGGACCAUUCUCUGCAGGACUGUGUGUUCAGCAAGGAAGCAGGACGCAUGUGCUACGCCAUCAUUCAGGCAGAGAGUAAACAAGCAGGCCAGAGUGUCUUCCGGCGUGGACUCCUCAACCGGCUGCAGCAAGAGUACCAGGCUCGGGAGCAGCUGCGAGCACGCUCCCUGCAGGGCUGGGUCUGCUAUGUCACCUUUAUCUGCAACAUCUUUGACUACCUGAGGGUGAACAACAUACCCAUGAUGGCCCUGGUGAACCCUGUCUAUGACUGCCUCUUCCGGCUGGCCCAGCCAGACAGUUUGAGCAAGGAGGAGGAGGUGGACUGUUUGGUGCUGCAGCUGCACCGGGUUGGGGAGCAGCUGGAGAAAAUGAAUGGGCAGCGCAUGGAUGAGCUCUUUGUGCUGAUCCGGGAUGGCUUCCUGCUCCCAACUGGCCUCAGCUCCCUGGCCCAGCUGCUGCUGCUGGAGAUCAUUGAGUUCCGGGCGGCCGGCUGGAAGACGACACCAGCUGCCCACAAGUAUUACUACAGCGAAGUCUCCGACUAGGCCUCCAGAUCAGGGCUUCCUCGCCAGCACUGGCCUUUCUUCUGCCCACCUCUGAAGCUGGCAGUGGAGUCUCUGCCUCACCCAAAGACUUUUCCUUUCCAGACUUUGAGUGUCUUCCCUUCUAGACUUUCCCAUCUCCUGGUGAGAUGUUUCCCACUUAUGCCGUGGUCCUGCCCUGAGCCCCUUUCCCCACCACAACCCACCAGGGCCAGGCAGAGAAGGGCAACUCCCAAGAGCCACUGCACUGUGUAACCAUUAGUGCAACUACUACCUUGGUGCCUCAGUUUACCCAUCUGUAAAAUGGGUAAGCAUAGCCAUUGGUGGGAUGCUUUGGGAUGUCAAGGGGUGGAGGCAGAGCACAAGUCACACCAGAAACUGCUUUUUAUACAUUUUGUACAAGGACAACUCUGGAAACAGCCUAUUUUCUCCAGCCAGUUUUACUAAAUGCUGCACCACAUGCUAUAGCAGUUCAGCGUGAGAAUUUUCUAAUAAAUCUUUUCUGAUACUAAAA
Pongo pygmaeus (Bornean orangutan) is the source of this 1566-nucleotide messenger RNA. It is a transcript of the gene MIF4GD, whose product is annotated as MIF4G domain containing. The record is from RefSeq and is a predicted model, not a curated record. The transcript has 6 exons. Gene Ontology annotation, cellular component: cytosol. The coding region runs from base 387 to 1055 and encodes 222 amino acids. NCBI's taxonomy places the organism in Eukaryota, Metazoa, Chordata, Mammalia, Primates, Hominidae. Gene Ontology annotation, molecular function: RNA binding; translation activator activity; protein binding. Gene Ontology annotation, biological process: regulation of translational initiation.